AUGGCCCGUCGUCGCAGACCCCCUCGAGCCGGCGCUCUAAACGAGCUUCCUCCUCUCAAAAUCGCCGCCCAGAUUGCAGUGCUGCAGGCGCUGUUCUAUGUUGGAGCCCUCGUGCUCAUGGUGUUCACUGCCCUGAUAGGCGGCAUAUCUUUUGGACCAGACAUGAUCCUGGGUUGGGAUCGCAUCAGGGGCGACACAACCCGAGGCUGGAUGUUGGCGUUGGUAUGGAUUAUUGACGGAGGCUUGUGCAUGGCCGUUGCCAUCGUCGCGCUCAUCGCCCGAAGCAAGCUUGUACCGGACUUUGCUCUCACCAUCCACUUCCUCCACCUCCUCGUCACCACCUUCUACACCGGCUCCAUCCCCAGCAACAUGAUGUGGUGGGGCACGAUGCUGCUCUCCUCGACGGUCACCAUCAGCCUGGGCAUGUGGGGGUGCCAGCAUCGCGAGCUGCAGCCCGUCUUCUUCGGCGGCGGUCGCAUACUGGGCAACAACGGCCCUCCCCCCGCGAGUACGACGGCAGGGAGCGCGAGCGACCCGCACGAGAACGAGGAGGAGGACAUAGAGCUGGGACUCUCAAGGGGGAGAGGAAGGGACAGAUCCAUAAACGAAGAGUACGAAAUGGACAAGAUGGUUCCGAGCCGGUAA
Messenger RNA from Clonostachys rhizophaga, 645 nucleotides. The record is from the annotation of a GenBank genome assembly. NCBI's taxonomy places the organism in Eukaryota, Fungi, Ascomycota, Sordariomycetes, Hypocreales, Bionectriaceae.